CUCUCUCUCUGCGUCCUCUUCAGGUGCGAUCACAUGCGGGCGGUAUUAUCUUUUUAUUUUUUAUUUUUUUGCGACAGUGGAUAUGUAAUUGAGAGUUUUGUGGGUUAGUGGGUAAGCGAAUUGGGUUGUGCUGACUUGGGAGAUUUCUUUGCAAGCCAAACGGUGAUGAUUGGGCAAAAAAGGAUGGGCCGGGCUUCACCUUUGUUUCUCAUUCUUCUCGCACUCGGGUUCUUCUUCGCAACAUAUAACUUGCUGACCAUGAUAAUCCACAACAGAGCCAGUGUUUCUGGGAGAGAAAGGAUAGAUGGUUUGGAUGGGUCUUUAUCGCUUGAUCCUGUCAUUAAGAUGCCUAGAGAUGUGAAGAUAUCAGAGAAUAACAAGUUGCCUUUUCACGUCGCACUCACGGCGACUGAUGCUCCUUAUAGCAAAUGGCAGUGCCGGAUAAUGUACUAUUGGUAUAAGAAGGUGAAGGAUAUGCCUGGUUCUGAGAUGGGUGGGUUUACGAGGGUUCUUCAUUCAGGAGCGGCAGAUGAUCUGAUGGAUGAGAUCCCGACUUUUGUUGUUGAUCCUCUUCCGGCGGGUAUGGAUCGGGGUUACAUCGUCUUAAAUAGACCAUGGGCCUUUGUGCAAUGGCUGGAAAGAGCAACAAUUGAAGAAGACUAUAUACUUAUGGCGGAACCAGAUCAUAUAUUUGUUAAUCCUCUGCCAAACCUAGCCCGUGGAGAUUACCCAGCAGGGUUUCCGUUCUUCUAUAUUAAACCUGCUGAACAUGAGAAAGUUGUAAGGAAAUUUUACCCAGAAGAGAAGGGCCCUGUUACAAACAUUGACCCCAUUGGAAAUUCUCCGGUCAUUAUCAAGAAGUCCCAGCUGGAGAAAAUCGCCCCUACAUGGAUGAAUGUUUCAAUGAGAAUGAAAGAUGACCCAGAGACUGAUAAAGCUUUUGGAUGGGUGCUAGAAAUGUAUGGAUAUGCUGUUGCAUCCGCCUUGCAUGGUGUGCAGCAUAUUCUUCGGAAAGAUUUUAUGUUACAGCCCCCUUGGGAUUUGGAGAUUGGAAAGAAGUUUAUAAUCCAUUACACUUAUGGUUGUGAUUAUAACUUAAAGGGUGAGCUUACAUAUGGGAAAAUUGGUGAGUGGCGCUUCGACAAAAGAUCAUAUCUUCGUGGUCCUCCACCAAAAAAUCUUCCUUUGCCUCCUCCUGGAGUUCCUGAAAGUGUGGUUACUCUAGUAAAGAAGGUGAACGAAGCAACGGCGAACAUUCCUGGAUGGGGGGACGAUGGAAGAUAACGACAAGAGGCAAAAUAAAAAAGAAAAGAAAAGAAAGAGAAAAAGAAAACACAAGUCCAAUGAUCGAACUAUUGGGAAAUUUCCAGCGUACAGAAACUUCGACAUUGCAUACACAGAAAAUUGAAAUCCAGAGCAAGGCGCACGUGCCCUUCCUAGGAAGAAGAUUGAACUGUAAAAGAAAAAACCGAGCAUUUGCUUUUCAUGGAGACUGUUUCCUAAUAAGGAAAUCCACCAUUGUUAGCAUUUGAAAUUAAUGAGCAUCACCUGAUCACCGAGCUGGUUGUGAUUUUUCUUUAUUGAUAUUUCUCUUUUUUGACAA
Molecule: messenger RNA, 1603 nt
Organism: Magnolia sinica
Lineage: Eukaryota; Viridiplantae; Streptophyta; Magnoliopsida; Magnoliales; Magnoliaceae
Product: hydroxyproline O-arabinosyltransferase 3-like
Exons: 9
Coding region: 166-1284 (372 amino acids)
Molecular function (GO): glycosyltransferase activity
Source: RefSeq, a predicted model, not a curated record